This is a messenger RNA of Aegilops tauschii subsp. strangulata, 2725 nucleotides long. RefSeq lists its product as uncharacterized. The record is from RefSeq and is a predicted model, not a curated record. Lineage: Eukaryota; Viridiplantae; Streptophyta; Magnoliopsida; Poales; Poaceae.
CCUUUUCCUCUAUGCAGACCUUAUCUUCUCCUCAUCCAAACACACCUGUUGACAACUCCUGACCCCUCCUUCCUGAUUUUUCUGUACAGCCAUGGACACCUGCCUUCCGCUCCCUCGCCCUGCUCCGCCCCCGUCGCCCCCUCAUUUUUCUCCCUGGCAAGUCCAACAAUUGGUUCUCCACUGCCCUCGGCAAACCAAUUCUUCAUCCCCAUAAUUCCAACGAGUUGGUUCUCCACUCCCUUCAGAAAACCACCAUGGAUACCUCGAGCUCGAGCUUCUUCGUGUUGCUUUCUCUCCUUCCUGCUACAAUCCUCCAUGGGCCACACAAGAUUGAACCCACACGUUUGUUGAUGUGCAACCACACAGUGCUAUGAACCGGUGUUUGCUGCGAGCUGCGACGGUGGGUGACCACGACCGGUGAGUGCCUCAUUUGCGGCAGCCAGAUGCUGGGACGAGUGCCUAGUUUUUGCUACCAGCAAUAUUUUUGGUUUGGCCCAAUUUUACAUUUUUGCUACCACCGUUUUUUGGUUUGCUGGAACCAGCACAAAUUUUUGCUACCAUCGACGUUUUGGUUUUGCUGGUACCGACGCCAAAAUUUGUAUUUUGCUACAACCAGUGCUUUGGUUUGCUGGAGACAGCCCCAAUUUUUGCUACCAUCGGGCGUUUUGGUUUUGCGGGUACCGAGGCCAAAUUUUGCAAUUUGCUACACCCCGUGUUUUGGUUUGCUGGAGCCAACCCUAAUUUUUGCUACAACUGCCGCUUUUGCUUUGCUGGAAAGAACGCCCAAUUUUGCAUUUUUGCUUCAAAUAGGUUUUGGUUUGCUGGAACCAGCUUUAAUUUUUGCUACUACCGGUGUUUCGAUUUUUGCUAGAACAUUGCCCAAUUUUGCUUCCGCUGUUUUUGGUUUUGCUGGAACCAGCACAUAAAUUUGCUACUACCGCUGUUGGCUGUGAGCCAUGGCGCCGUCGCCAUUGAAUCAGCAGGGGCGAGGGGAGGUAGCACCGGCGAGGGACGAGUGUUGGCUAGCCACAGUUUUAUGCUGCUGAGAAUCUUUUUGCUGGAACCAUCAUCUAAUUGUGCUGGAACCGACUAUUUUUUAUGCUUCAACCGAGCACCACAAAUUUUGUUGUUUUUAUAUUAUUUUUGCUGGACAUGGCGGCCAAGUCGACAAUGGCGGCGAGCCGGAGAUGAGGGAACACCGAGGAUGCUACAAAUCAUGGUGCCCGUGCGCUAGAACCCGUCCAUGUUCGAUCUGCAGGCUGCAGCCAUGGCGAGCGGAGGCAGGAGCGGCCGGCUAGCACGGGCGGCCAGCGUGGUGGCACAGGUGGCAAGCAAGCAUGGGAAUCCAACGACAAGCACAGGCUGCCGCGGAAAAAAAUUAUGAGACCAGGUCUCACGGGCUAGCAGUUGAGACCCACCCUGGUACCAUGCCUUUCGCAAUCAUCUGAGUAGUAGAAUGGCCUCGAAAGCUAUAAGGAGGAGGCCUGCCGAGAAAGAAAGAGAGAGACAUAUGGAAACAACAAUGCCGGAAUCUGUCACAGCACCUCUUCUAGGAAAUAGUGCCCAGGGGAAUAAAUCGGAGGGGUAUGAGCCUAUACCGGAUUUCUGGGAUGGAAAAUCACGCGAGUGCCUUCAUUGGGUGCAUAUUGUAUCUACUUUUAUUACUCAGUCUGCAAGAAAGAUAGUAAAUGCUAUUUCGGAGUUUGGUUCGUUUCUAGCAAGGUUCUUUGGUUGCUCCUGUGCUCCCCAAAGUUCACAAAAUGCACAGACAAUGCUAAUUCACCUCAGUCCAUUACAGGAGGAGAGAUUAAAAUUCUUGAGACAAAGAUUAAAUGUGCCAUUUGAUUGUUCCGCUGUCAAGCACCAGGAUGCACUAAAAGAACUUUGGAGAUUGGCUUAUCCUAACCGAGAACUUCCUCCUCUGAAAUCAGAUCUAUGGAAGGAAAUGGGCUGGCAGAACUCUGACCCAGCAACAGAUUUUAGGUCUGGGGGAUUCAUGUCCUUGGAAAAUCUAAUAUAUUUUGCAAGAAAUUACCCAGAUUCCUUUCAUCGGCUAUUACACAAGGCAGAUGGUGAGAGAGCUGAAUGGGAAUAUCCUUUUGCAGUAGCUGGCGUAAAUAUAUCUUAUAUGUUAGCUCAAAUGCUGGAUUUACAAUCAGAAAAUAGGAGGAGCUCAAAAGCAAGAGUUGGCUUUGCUCAACUACUUGAAGAUGACGAGAUGGCUUUCGAUAACCUUUUCUGCCUAGCUUUUCAGAUGCUCGAUGCUCAGUGGCUUGCAAGGAGAGCUAGUUAUAUGGAAUUCAAUGAGGUUCUGAAGUCCACACUAGGCCAGUUAGAGCAAGAGCUUACAAUUGGAGGCGUUUCACGCGUUCAGAAUCUGCCAUCGUUCAGAAUGUUAAGGAGAUAGCAUUAUUUGGUCUUUACCCGAAAGGGGGAAGGUUGCCAAAUAUGCUGCUCAUUCUUUUAUUGUUGUUCAAGAUGGGCCGCCAUGUAAAGAUUACUGGCCAUCACAUAUUCGGUUCAUAUGCGAUACCUUGAAAAGAUACUUGCUCCUAUAGGCUUUGGCAUCAAGCGCUUUGUAAGUGUUUGUGUAGCAAAAGAUACACAUGCAAGUGUUUCUGUUACAAUAGUUAUCUGCAGGAGUGUUUUAUUCUGGGAACAUGUAAUAUUUGUAUGAAAUAGAAGAUUAGAAGAAAAUAAAAAUAAAAAUCAUAUUUUAAGUUUA